AGUAUUUGGCGUCGCUAUUCGAAAGUGCAUGUCAACCAGCAUAGAUGUCAGUUAUUAAACCACGUUGUAAAUAUUAUUGCCAGCUUUUGUUUUACAAUCAGACGACUUAAUAAAUUUAUGAAGUUGUUUGUGUGUCAAAAAAAAGAGUGUCGUUUCGCCAGUAGGAAGAUGGUAGUUGCGUUGUGACUGAAAUCUAUGUAUUUAAGAGUAUGUGAAUUGUAAUUUUUGCAUGCUAGGAAACAGUAGGUAUUACACAGCACCAAGCAACAGCAGUGUUUGUUGACGGGGAGUGAAGUACAUCUGACGACAACCAACAGCUGGAAUAGUUUGCCAUGUUCUGUAGCCACCAAACACGUCUGGGAGGAAGCUUUUGUGCAUCUUCCAUGUAAAUUGUCAUUGUGGUAUAUUUGUUAGGGUUUUUUAUCCUUUUGCAUCGCCAGCAGAGUUCAUAAAUGCCAAAACCCUACUGCAGAUUACAGUCACUGCAUGUUAAGAAUAAGAAUCACAAAAUAACCUUUAAAUUUUAUAGGACUUAAGUGAUAUCGACGGGGAUUAAUAAUGAAGAUUAAAAAGUUUUUUCUGAAUAUAGUAUUAAAGAUAUGGCACAGUUUUCUCGCAUUUUGGAAUUGGUUCCGCGAUACGAAGGAAAGUUCAGUCCAAAUUCUGCAUAUAAGUAAAAAUUUUAUUAUUGCAAAUAAAUCUUAUGAUGUUGUUAUGAACAGUGAUGAUCCAUCUGUUAAGGUUUCUUUACAACUGCAGCUACGAAAGUUACAUCCAGAAUUAAUAAACCAGAAGCUUGCACAUGACUUUCACUUCGUGCAUCGUUUGGACUUUGCAACAAGUGGUGCUGUUUGUAUUGCUUUACACAAACGUGCAGCGAAAGCAGCAGCAACAGCUUUUGAAACAAGAAAAACGAAAAAGUAUUACGUGGCCAUUGUUCGAGGACAUGUUGCUAAAGAGCUUAUGGACAUUACAGAUCCAAUUGGUGAAGACAAAAGGGAACGACAUGGUAACCAUCGCAUGUGUCUGGCUUCUGAUCCUAACAGCUGUUACGCAAAAUUUGCACAUACACGAUUGCUAGUUCUUCAGCGUGGGCUUUAUGGAACAUAUCCAGCCACAAAAGUAUUGUUAAGGCCAGUCACUGGAAGAAGACAUCAGCUGCGCGUUCAUUGCAUGAGCAUAGGUCACACCAUUGUUGGAGAUUACACGUAUAGUAAUAAAAACGAUAGUUUACCAACUCGAAUGUAUUUACAUUCUUAUAGGCUGGUUAUACCAAAUGACAUUGAAUCUAUAGAUAUUCAGACUGCAGAUCCAUUCAAAAAUGAAAAUAAUCCACACACAUGGAUGGUGGUAGAAGCUUUAAAUGACUUAGAUGAAAAUGUAUUCAAGAAAUUGGACACCCAAGACUGAAGGUCUAAUUUCUUGAUGGGAUCUAUGGACAUGUGUGAAUGAAUGAAAAAGAUAAAUUUACUUUGCAUAGAGGUAAUUGAAGUGACACACUGGGUCAGACAGUGGGUUUAAUUCCCUGUAAAAGUUAAUGAAGUGUUGUCCAUUAACGUAUGUCUCCCUGCUGCAAGGAAUUGUUCCAGGAAGAAAUAUGUGAGCUGAAUUGCACACCGGAAAGUGCAGUUUGAGCAAGCUACAUUAUUGCACUGAAAACUGCAACAACUGGAAGACCUUUUAUGAAUGGCUAAUUUGUAAAAGAGUGUUUUGUAGAGUGUUUGGAGGUAAUAUAGAGUGUUUGGAGGUAAUGUAGAGUGUUUGGAGGUAAUACACCCAUCUGUAGUGGCCCAGUUUGAGGCGGUAAGCUUGUCUGAACAUACAAUUUCUCGAAGAGUGCAAGAAAUUGGUGCAGAAUUAAAGGAGCAGUUUUGCAGUAAAUGUUGUAUGUUUGUAGAGUACUUGAUUGCCUUUGAUGAGAGCACUGACAAUCACAGCAUAGCUCAACUUACAAUUUUUGUAAGGGGUUUCAAAAAAGAUUUCAUUGUUACUGAGGAACUGUUGCAUGUUAUUUCUUUGAAAAAUACCACAGUCAGGGAAGAUAUUUUCCUGGCUGUAGAGGUGGUUUUGAACAAUAUACAGUUGUUACUCGAGUGCCUAUACAGCAUUGCAACUGAUGGGGCCCCUGCAAUGUUGUUGGAAGGGGUAGAUUUUGUAGGACAUAUGAAAAAAAAGUACACGAAUCUGAGCUUCCCCCAGUUUUGAUAGUACACUGUGUCUUUUAUAUCAAGGACAGCUAAGUGCAAAAGUUUUCCACAAGUUAGGUCCAUCGUAGAUAAUGUUGGAAAAAUUGUGAGGUUUUGUAGACAGCAAAGCUUGAAUCAUCGGGAAUUUGAAGGAUUCUUGGAAGAUAUUUAAUCAGUUCACAAAGAUAUGCCUUUUUAAUUGCGCUGCACGAUGGUUAAGUUGCUCAAAAGUACUCUGUCUUUUUUUCAUUUGAGACAAGAAAUAGCUCUGUUCGCUGAUAGGAAAGGUUUUCUACAGUCAGACUUGGAUGAUGAGCAACAUAUCACUAACCUCGCUGUCAUGAAAGACAACAUGGGGUUGCAAGCUAAAAAUAAAUUAAUCAGUGCUAUGUGUGACUAUACUGAAAGUUUCAUAUUGCAUCAUUUGCUUUUUAAAAGCCAGCUUCAAGAAGGAAAUUUGUACAAUUUUCCCCUCCCUGAAAUUCUUGAAUUUAGGUACUUAUGAAGACAUAAACUGAGUAAAAUCUGCACCCAAAGUGUUUAUGAUGCCAUUUUCAGUGUGUGCCCACAGGAUGCCCCAUCAAGCGUCCAAGUUGAGCUGAUAAAACUAAAGUCCAAUUCAGUUUUGACAGACUGCUAUUAUCAUUACAAUGGUGAUUUGAUUUCAUUGUAUAAAGGCACUGAUCAACAAGAAUUCCCGAGGAUUCACGCCCUUGCCCUGAAAUAUAUAGCUAUGCUUGGAACAACAUUAGUUUGUGAACAGAUGUUUUCAAUUAUGAGUAUUAACAAAACAAAACAAGGUCAAGUUCAUCUGAUGCUUUGUUGGAAGCUAUGCUUCAAAUUUGCAACUGCCAAAAUGAUUGUUCCAAAUAUCGGAAAAUUAGUGGCUUCAAAAUGGUGCCAAAGAUAAACAAAGAAUGUUGUAAAUUAAUGUAAAAUAAGGAGUGCA
Messenger RNA from Schistocerca serialis cubense, 3135 nucleotides. Its product is annotated as RNA pseudouridylate synthase domain-containing protein 1-like. Gene Ontology annotation, molecular function: RNA binding; pseudouridine synthase activity. The transcript has 5 exons. Lineage: Eukaryota; Metazoa; Arthropoda; Insecta; Orthoptera; Acrididae. Gene Ontology annotation, biological process: pseudouridine synthesis. The record is from RefSeq and is a predicted model, not a curated record. The coding region runs from base 559 to 1410 and encodes 283 amino acids.